AUGAGCCACCAUCAAGUUUUUCAAAAACAAGUUUUAGCUCCAACUGGUGUUGAACAAUGUAUAAAAGCAAAUCUUAUAAAUGAUGACUCAAUUAAUUUAGUAUUAGCUAAAACAAAUGUUUUACAAAUAUAUAAAAUCAGAUAUGAAAAAAUAGAAAAAUAUGAAAAUGUUUCAGAUUCACAACCCCAACAACAGCAAGAACAAGAACAACAACAACAAGAUAUAACACAAAAGAAAAAGAUUGAAUUAAAACCAAGUUUAGAAUUAAUAAUUGAAAAGAAAUUAUUUGGAAAUAUUGAAUCUAUGGCAAGUGUUAGAUAUCCAAAUUCAGAGAGAGAUUCAUUGAUUUUAACAUUUAGAGAUGCUAAAAUAUCAGUAUUAGAUUACGAUUCAGAUUUAUUAGAUUUUGAAAUUCGUUCACUUCAUUACUUUGAAAAGGAUGAAUUUAAAGGUGGAAGAAAUCAUUUCAAACAUCCACCAUUACUAAAAGUUGAUACUCAACAACGUUGUGCUGUUAUGUUACUAUAUGAUAGAAAUUUAGCGGUUUUACCUUUUAAAAAAACAAGUUCAAUUUUAGAUGAUGAUGAUGAUGACGACGACAAUAAUGAUGAUGAUGAUGAUGAAAAUAAUGAACAUGACGAAAAUGAAAAUGAAAAUGAAAAUGAAAAUAUUAUUAAAAAAGAAGGUGAUCAACAAACAAAAGAAAAAGAAUCAGUUGAUGAUGAAUUCGAUUUAUUAUUUGAAAAAGAUUCUUCACCACCACCACCAUCAACUGCAGCAACAGCAGAAACAACAACAACAAUUAAAAAAGAAUCAAAUAAUAAUCAAGAUAAAGAAAAGAAAAAUAUAGAGAUUGAAAAUGUUAAAGAUUUUUGUUUUUUACAUGGAUAUUAUGAACCAACGAUAUUAUUUUUACAUGAACCAAUUCAAACAUGGACAAGUAGAAUAGCAGUAAAGAAAUUUACAUGUCAAAUGACAGCUAUAUCAUUGAAUUUAUUGACAAAGGCAGGAUCAUUCAUUUGGAAUGUUUCAAAUUUUCCAUACAAUUGUGAAAUGUUAGUUAGUGUACCAGAGCCAUUGGGUGGCGCAUUGGUUAUAACAGCUAAUAUUAUGUUUUAUGUUAACCAAACUUCAAGAUAUGGUUUGGCCGUAAACGAAUAUGCAUCAAUCGAUACGAGUACAAUCAUUGGUAGUCAACCAUUUGAUUUCCCAAUUGAUGAUACAUUGAAUUUAGUAUUCACAUUGGAUAGAUCAAAUUUCGUUUUCCUUGAAUCUGAUAAAUUCAUUGGAUCAUUGAAAGGUGGGGAAUUAUUAAUAUUUCAUUUAAUAUCCGAUGGUAGAUCAGUACAAAGAAUUCAUGUCUCAAAAGCUGGUGGUAGUGUUUUAACCUCCUGUAUUUGCGUUUUAUCAAAUAAUUUAAUAUUUUUAGGUUCAAGAUUAGGUGAUUCAUUAUUAUUACAAUAUACAGAGAAAUCAAUCACUGAUGAUCAAUUAGAACAUGAAAAUUUUAGUAAUCCAUAUAAAAAACAAAAAACUUCUGAAGUUUUUGAUCUUUUUGAUGAAAAUAGUGAAACCAAUAAUAAUAAUAAUUCAAAUAACAAUAAUAAUAAGGAAAAUCAGGAAAAAUCAUCAUCAUCAUCAAUAGCAUCAAAAUUAUUAGAAGAGAUUGAGGAUGAAGAAGAUCAAUUAUUUAAAGAGAAAAAGAAUCAAUUAAAAUCUUAUCAACUUGGUAUUUGUGAUCAAAUUAUUAAUAUUGGACCAAUUGGUGAUAUUGUUGUUGGUCAAUCAAUAGAUCCAACUUAUGAUGAAACUAUUCAACCAAAUCAACCUGAAUAUGUUCCAAAAACUUUAGAAUUAGUAACAUGUUCAGGUUAUGGUAAAAAUGGUUCAAUCUCUGUACUUCAAAAUAAUAUUAAGCCUGAAUUAGUUAUGGCAUUUGAAUUACCUGGUAUUUUAAAUGUUUGGACAGUUUAUAAAGAAGAAAUAGAAGAAGAACAUAUUGAAAAAGAAAUUAAAAAAAAUACUAGUAAAAAAAGAUCAAGAGAUGAAAAUAAUAAUAAUGAACAAGAAGAUAAUGAACAAGAAGAUAAUGAAGAUAAUGAAGAAGAAGAAGAAGAAGAAAAAAUGCAAAAAGAUAAAAAUUGGCAUGAUUAUUUAUAUUUAUCAUUAAAAGAUGGUACAACAUUAAUUUUUGAAACUGGUCGUGAUUUAAAAGAAGUUGGUAAAUUUAAUUUUAAAUCAUUAGAUAUUGGUAAUUUAUUUGGUAGAAAAAGAAUUGUAGUUAUUUAUCAAGGUGGUAUUAAAUUAAUUAAUGGAUUCGAUAGAGUGAUUCAAGAGAUUCAAAUCAAUGAACCAAUUAAAUCAUCUUAUAUUUGUGAUCCAUUCAUUUUAUUACAAUUUCAUAAUGGUACAAUUCAAAUAUUUAAAGGUAUUGAUGAAGAGAAUCAAUUAAUUCAAUUUUCAAUAAAUUCAAUUUCAAAUAACUUAAAUCAAUCAAUUUUCUCUUCUUCUUUAUUUUUUGAUAGAAAUAAAUCAUUUUUAAAUAUUAAUAAUAAAAAUCAAAAAUUAAAAUUACAACAACAACAACAACAACAACAACCAUCAAAUGAAAAAAAGAAGAAAAAGGAUAAAAGUCGUGGAUUUUUAGAUUCAGAUUCAGAUUCAGGAGAAUCAAGUGAAGACGAAGAAAUGAAAGAUAUUAAACAAGAAAAUGAAAAUGAAAAUGAAAAUGAAAAUGAAAAUGAAAAUGAAAAUGAAAAUGAAAAUGAAAAUGAAAAUGAAAUUGAAAUUAAAGAUCAAGAUAAUAUUUAUUUAAAUAUUUAUACAACAAAUGGAAGUUAUGAAAUUUAUAGAUUAACAAGUCAAGAGUGUAUUUUUAAAGUUUCAGAUAUUAAAUUUGAAUAUGAUAUACUUGGUAUCAAUACAAAUGUAUCACAAAAUCAAAUUUUAGAACAAGUUUUAACACCAAAAUCAUCACUUUCAAAAAAACAAUUACAACAACAUUUACAAAAACAAAAAGAGAAUGGUAUAAAUAGUAAAAAUAAUUAUAAUCAAAUUCAAAAUUCUGAAAUUUUAGAUAUUGUUGAAAUAUCAUUACAUAAUUUUAAUAAUUCUGAUCCUUAUUUAUUUAUGUUUAAUAAAAUUGGAGAUUUAAUAAUUUAUAAAUCAUUUAAAAGAGAAAAGAAUGGUGAAUUAAGAUUUAAAAAAUAUAAUCAUUCAUUUAUAUUAAGAGAUUCAGUGACGGAAUUUUAUCAAAAACAACAAGAGAAAGAAUUAUUAAAUGGUAUGGAUGACGAUGAUGAUAUGGAUGAUGAAAAGAAAAAGAAAAAAGAAGAAGAAGAAGAAGAGAAUUUAAAUCGUCAAAAAAGAAUAUUUGAAUUUAGUUCAAUUAGUGGUAAAAGAGGUUUAUUCAUUGGUGGUAAAAAACCAAUAUGGGCAUUUUGUGAAAAAGGUUAUCUUAGAUUACAUAGUAUGGAUUCAUCUGAUAAUUCAAAUAGUAAUAAUUCGAAUAAUAAUAAUAAUAAUAAUUCAAAUACAGUUGAAACUUUUACAUCAUUUAAUAAUAUAAGUUGUCAAGAUGGAUUUAUUUAUUUUAGUAAAGAGAAAGAUGUUAUAAAGAUUUGUACAUUAUCAACUUUAAUGAAUUUUGAAAAUGAUAUUGCAAUUAGAAGAAUUCCAACAAAGAAUAGUUGUCAUAAGAUUGCAUAUCAUAGUGAAGCGAAAUGUUAUGUUGUUAUUGUAUCAUUUCCACAAGUUACCCAAGAGUUACAAGAGGAUUCAAAGAAACCAAUUUUAACUGAUGAUAAAUUUCAAAUUAAAUUAAUUGAUCCAACAAUCGAUUGGAAUUGGAAAUUUAUUGAUAGUUUUUCACUUCAAGAUAGGGAGACUGUAUUGGCAAUGAAAAUAGUCUCACUAAAAUUCACAGAACCCGAUGGUAUCACAAGAGCACGUCCAUUCCUUGUAAUUGGCACAGCUUUUACAUUUGGUGAAGACACGCAAUGUAAAGGAAGAGUAUUGGUAUUUGAAAUCGUUUCUCAUAAAACUCAGUUUGAAAGUGAAGAAUUGGGUGAAAAACGUUUGAAUCUUUUAUAUGAAAAGGAACAAAAGGGUCCAGUCACUGCUUUAUCAAGUGUCAAUGGUUUACUAUUGAUGACGAUUGGUCCAAAGUUGACAGUUAAUCAGUUCUAUACUGGUAGUUUGGUUACAUUGUCUUUUUAUGACGCUCAAAUCUAUAUUUGUUCAAUUUGUACAAUUAAGAAUUAUAUAGUGAUUGGUGAUAUGUAUAAAAGUGUUUAUUUCCUUCAAUGGAAGGAUAAUAAAACUUUAAAUUUACUCUCAAAAGAUUAUCAAGCUUUAAAUAUAUUUUCAACAGAAUUCAUUGUAAAUCAAAAAACAUUAAGUAUUUUAGUUUCAGAUUUAGAUAAAAAUAUUUUAUUAUUUUCUUUUGAACCUCAAGAUCCUUCUUCAAGAUCUGGUCAAAUAAAUCAAGAAAUUAAUGGUAAUAAUAAAAAUGAUAAUAGAUUACCAAAAAAAGAACAAUUAGUAAUAUUUGGUACAUUAGAUGGUGGAUUAAAUGUAUUAAGACCAUUGGAUGAAAAAAUUUAUUUAUUAUUUUAUCAUAUUCAAUCGAAAUUAUAUUAUUUACCACAAACUGCAGGUUUAAAUCCAAAACAAUAUCGUUCAUUCAAAUCAUUUAGUCAAAAUUUCCAUUUCUCUCCUUCAACUUUUCAUCAAUUACCAAAAUUCAUUUUAGAUGGUGACUUAAUUUCAAAGUUUUUAUCAUUAUCUCAAAGUGAAAAAAGAUUAAUUUCAAAUAGUAUUAAUUCUACUUCUGAUGAAAUCAUUGAAUCUUUAAAAGAUGUUUUCGAAUCUUGGAAUUUAUUUUAA
Molecule: messenger RNA, 4887 nt
Organism: Dictyostelium discoideum AX4
Lineage: Eukaryota; Evosea; Eumycetozoa; Dictyosteliales; Dictyosteliaceae
Gene: cpsf1
Product: CPSF domain-containing protein
Exons: 5
Coding region: 1-4887 (1628 amino acids)
Cellular component (GO): nucleus
Molecular function (GO): nucleic acid binding
Source: RefSeq, a predicted model, not a curated record